Messenger RNA from Ornithorhynchus anatinus (platypus), 6619 nucleotides. It is a transcript of the gene TOGARAM1, whose product is annotated as TOG array regulator of axonemal microtubules 1. Gene Ontology annotation, cellular component: cilium; cytoplasmic microtubule. The transcript is spliced from 21 exons. The coding region runs from base 216 to 5711 and encodes 1831 amino acids. The record is from RefSeq and is a predicted model, not a curated record. Gene Ontology annotation, molecular function: microtubule binding. Gene Ontology annotation, biological process: microtubule cytoskeleton organization. NCBI's taxonomy places the organism in Eukaryota, Metazoa, Chordata, Mammalia, Monotremata, Ornithorhynchidae.
GGGCUCGCCGCCGCCAGACGGGCGGCCGGGGCCGGGGCAUCCCGCCCUAAGGCCCUCUCGUUUUCCUCACAGAACCAGAGAGAGAGAGAGAGAGAGAGAGAGGCCCGGGCUGCCGCAUCCCCGGGAGACGGCGAUGUUUCCCCUCAGCCUCGGCCGCCGCCCCCUCGUCGUCCUCCUGCCGCUGCCGCUUCUCGUCGCGCUCCCGGGCAGCCUCCAUGGCGGCUGCGCCCCCCGCGCUGCUGCCGCCGCCUCCGCCUCCUCCUCCUCCUCCUCCUCCUCCUCCCCCUCCCCCCAGCGCCCUCCGGCCCCGGACCGCCAGCCGGCCCUCCGCCUCAGCCCCUGAUGGCAGCGGGCCGGCCGGGGCCAUGACGGCGGACAAGGGCCCCGGUUGCCCGGGACCGUCCGGUCCCUCCAGCCCCCCGGGUCCGGCGCGUCGCAGCCCCGAGCGGGAGCCCUUCGCCGGGCCGGACGACGACGACGACGAGGAAGAAGAAGAAGAAGAGGAGGAGGAGGAGGAGGAGGAGUCCCGGCUGCUGCAGCUCCUGGUGGGCGGCGCGGCCGAGCCGUGCGAGGCGCUGCGGGCGGUGCUGGGCCGGGGCGCGGAGGCUCCCGCCCGGUGUCGGGCGCUGGGCCGGGCGCUGUCGCGGGCGCUGGGCGAAGGCGGGCGGCGGGAGAAGCGGCUGUGCCUGCGCCUGCUGGCGGCGGCGGCGACCGGGGCCGGGGCCGGGGCCGGGGCCGGGGCCGGGGACGCGGCCUGGCGCCUGGCCCUGCUGCCCCCGCUGGUGCUGGCCCUGGCCGAGGAGGACCCCGCCCUGCGGGCCGCCGCGCUCCACGUGCUGCACCGCCGCCUGCGCCGCCGGCCCGGGCAGGUGCUGAGGGCGCUGAGCCGCAGGGGCCUGGGCAGCCCCGACCCCCGCCUCCGCGCCGCCGCCGCCCGCCUGCUGCCCGGCCUGCUGCCCCCGAGCCGCCCCGGACCCCCGCCACGCCUGCCCCUCGCCCGCCUCACCCUGGCGCUCGCCCGGACCCUGCCCGAGCCGGAGCCGGAGCCGGAGCGGGAGCGGGAGCCCGAGCCGGCGGAGCGGGAGGCGGCCGAGGCGGCCUUCGACGCCCUCCUGCGCGUGGAGGAGCGCCUGGGGCCCGAGAGGUUCGCCGCCUGCCUGGCCCGCCUGCCGCCCGCUCUGCGGAGGCGCUACGACCGCCGGCUGGACGCCCGGGACCCCCCGGCCGCGGGCUCGGCGCCCCCCGGGCCCCCCGGGCCCCCCGGGCCGCCGCCGCCGGGCUUCGGCGUCAUCCCCGCGGAGCUGCAUGACCGCCUGCUGGACCGCCACGACUACCGCGACCGCACCCGGGCCGUGGAGGAGCUGAAGCGGGCGCUGGGCGGCUGGGAGCCCGGCUCGACGCCCCCGGCCGGGCCCGCCGCCCUGGUCGAGCUGCUGUCCGGCCUGCUGGACGACUCCAACUUCCAGGUGGUCCUCGGCGCCCUGCAGGCCCUGGGCCUGCUGGUGGAGCGGCUCGGGGAGCGGGUGUCGCCCCUGCUGGGGCCCGUGGUGGCCGCGGCCGCCAAGGUGCUGCCCGACAACAAGCCGGUCGUCAAGCGCGAGUACCUGAGGAUCUUCGGCCGGCUGAUGGAGGCGGCGGGGCCGCGGCCCGUGCUCGCCGCGCUGCUGGCCCGGCUGGGCCACCGGCACUCCCGGGCCCGCGAGGAGGUGGUCAACGUCUGCGUCCGCGCCCUGCUCGCCUACCCCGCCGAGGCCUUCGACCUCCCCGCCCUGGCCUCCGGGCUGGCCCCGGCCCUGGCGGACGGCAAGGGCCGGGUGCGCCGGGCCGCCCUGGAGGCCUUCGCCGUCCUGGCCUCCUCCGCCGGCCCCGGCCGGGCCGACGCCCUCCUCGGGGCCGCGGGGGGCGACGGCGACGCGGCCCCCGGGGCCCAGCGGGCCCGGCCGGCCGGCGGCACCCUGCCCGGGCUGACCGGGGAGGGGGCUGCGGAGCGCGCCGGCCCCGGGCCCUCCUCGGCCCGGGCCGGGGCCGCCCGCCUCCCCGGCGGGGAGCGGGACGCCGCCCGGCUCCCGGCGGGGAGCAGGACGCGGAGCGCCCACAGCCGCUUCGGGGACUGUUCCGGCGAUGCCCCGCCCGGCUCCGGCUCCGGCCGCCCCGCGUCCCGCGCCGAGCGCCGGACCUUCGGCCCGCGCAGGGUCUUCAGCGCCGGCAAGGGGAAGAACCGGUUCCCCUGGGAGGCGGACCCUCUCGGGAUCGGCGGGGGAAGCCGGCCGGCCCGCCCCGAGGAGCCGGACCAGUUUUCAGCAAAUGACAUCACCCCAUCUCCAAAAUUAAGAUCCUCUCUAGGAAUGCCAGUCAGUGAAGAUUUAUGCUUUAGCAGAAAAAGAGUUUCAAGGGGUAUAUUUCAGAAUAGUCUGGAUUUUAGCCCAGAUCCUACCGCCGUCAGUGCCGGUGUUACCACUGGACCACACCAGACGUAUGUAUUAGGAAAAUGCGGGCAAGUUGGAUUUUCACAGAUUCGUGGGAAAAGCAGCAGUGUGGAUUCUGAUUUGCAGUUUUUAGGAGCAAAUAGCAGUGGUCAAGAAAAAGUAUGUGGUAGUUUAAAUCUCUGCAGCAAGACCCAACAAACAUUCUGUGGCCCAGCGGAACGCACUUUAUCAAAUACCAAUCAAGGAGCCUUCAUUCUGCCUUCGUAUCCCCUCACAUCCCCUCGAACCAGUCCAAAGCACACAUCCCCUCUCAUUGGAUCUCCAAAGAAGUCUUGUGAUAAUUCUCUUCAUUUUUCAAAUUCCUGGCCUCUGAAGAGUUUUGAGGGAUUGCCAAAACCCAGUCCUCAGAAAAAACUCUUUGGUCCAAAGUUUUCUGACCCCACAGGAGAAAAUGCACCGGAAAAACCUUCUCCGAUACCGCUGAAACCUACUUUAGUGCGGUCUCCGUCUUCCCGAAGAGGCCUGAAUGGAACAAAACCUGUUCCCCCAAUCCCUCGGGGAAUGUCCUUGUUGCCUGAUAAAGCCGACUUAAGCACAGUUGGACACAAAAAGGAAGUGCCUGAUGACAUGUGGAAGAGUGAAAAAGACAAUCUUGCAAUUGACCUUUCAGAAUUGAAUGUCAGGGAUAAGGAAUCCGAUCAGGAAGAGAUGCAGAGCUGUCUUAGGUCUCUACGGAAUAGUGCAGCCAAGAAGAGGGCAAAGCUGAGUGGCAGCUCUUCCGAUCUGGAAAGCCCAGAUUCUGCGAUGAAACUAGACUUGAACGUGGACUCCCCAUCACGUUCUUCAUCUCCAAACAUCAGCCCGUAUAGUGAGAGCGGAGUUUACAGCCAGGAGUCCAUGACUUCGUCUUUAUCCACGACUCCACAGGGGAAGAGAAUAAUGUCAGAUAUCUUUCCAUUUGGAUCCAGAUCUUGUCCCACAAGACUCUCUUCCACAAAGAGUAAAAGUCUUCAAGUUGUUGAACAAAACUCCAGUACAGCAGGUACACCUUCCCAUGUGAGCGUAAUUGGCCAGCGUAUGAACUAUGGGUACGGAUAUAGUGGGUUUGAAGAAGAGAAACUGGGAGAGAUUACAUCUAGUGUUUCAAAAAUUCAGAGCAAAGAUCACCAAAGGCAUUAUAAGCAUACCAAAGGAGUUGCUGGCUCUUCAGCAAAUCUACAGCAGAUUUCCAACUGUGACCUCCCAUCGGCAAACACCCUGUCAGAAGAUUCAGAUUCAGUAGUAAUUGUUGGAAAAGGUGUUUUUGGAAGCCCAAAUGCAGCUGCAUUAACAAGCGUCCAGUCAGGAGUAACUUCCUCCGAAAAUGGGGAUGAAUACUGUCUCGGUCAGAGUAGUGAACGGCCAGCAGGAAUCUAUGGAAGAGCUGUUCAGCAGAAUGGUCAAUCUUACCUUGAUGUUUUUGAGAAUGAAAAAGAGAUUAAGAUUUCUCUUUCAAAAUCUGCCUAUGACAAAAUGAGGCAGAAAAAAAAAGAAGAAAACGAAGUGAAUCAUAAGGAACUUAAUGAAGUCAAAGAUUAUGAAAAGAAAAAACAGAGCCCGUGGGAACGUCUUAAAUGCCCUGCAACUGAGAAAACCACAGUGGAAAGUGAAGCUCCUACUGUGACCAGACCCCAGUAUAAGGAAAGGAUGCCGUCUGUCACACACAGCCCAGAAAUUAUGGAUCCAUCCGAGCUCCGACCUUUUUCCAAACCAGAAUUGGCCCUGGCAGAAGCCCUGAGACUUUUAGCUGAUGACGAUUGGGAGAAGAAAAUUGAGGGGCUGAACUGUAUUAGAUGCCUGUCUGCUUUCCAUUCUAAUGUUUUGACUGCCAAACUGCAUGAAGCAAGCUUUGCCGUAAUUCAAGAGGUGAAGAACUUGCGCUCUGGAGUUUCUCGGGCUGCCGUGGUCUGUUUAGGUGAUCUCUUUACUUACUUAAAAAGGGGCAUGGAUCAAGAGUUAGACGCUACCGUAAAGGUCCUGCUGCACAAGGCCGGAGAAUCCAACACGUUCAUAAGAGAAGAUGUAGAUAAAGCGCUGAAGGCUAUGGUCAAUAAUGUAACUCCAGCACGAGCAGUUGCCUCUCUCAUCAGUGGAGGCCAAAGUCAUUUACACAUAGCAGUAAGAAGAUGUACAGCCCAGCACUUAUCCGAUGUGGUGGAACAGAUGGAAUCGGCACGCAUUUUGUCUGGAACUAAGGAUAUGGCUGACCGGUUAUUGCCCACUGCAGCUAAGUUUGCACAGGACAGCUCACAAGAAACCAGGUACUAUGGUAGAAAAAUACUUUUCUUCCUGAUGUCUCAUUCUAACUUUGACAAAAUGCUUGAAAAGCAUGUCCCGUCCAAAGAUUUGCCUUAUAUUAAGGACUCUGUUAAAAAUUUACGUCAGAAGGGCCUAGGGGAGAUGCCCCUCGAGACUCCGUCCGCUAAAGGGCGACGCUCUCACACAGGCAGUGUUGGAAGAACGAGGUCGUCGUCCAUUUCUAGGGAUGCGCCCACGCUGACCGAAAGAGAGUUUACAGAAGUGCGUGAAAUUUCAAGAAAACCAGUUCCCCGUAAUUCUCUAGAAAGCGCUGAGUAUCUUAAGGACAUAACCGGUUUACUAAAUGCAAAAGACUUCCGUGAUCGAAUUAAUGGAAUAAAACAACUCUUAUCGGAUGCAGAGAAUAACCAAGAACUUGUUGUUGGAAACAUUGUGAAGAUCUUUGAUGCUUUUAAAUCUCGCCUUCAUGACUCCAACAGUAAAGUAAACCUAGUGGCUCUGGAAACGAUGCAUAAAAUGAUUCCUUUGCUCAAGGAUAAUUUAUCACCGGUUAUCAACAUGUUAAUCCCAGCGAUAGUGGACAACAACCUGAAUUCCAAGAAUCCGGGGAUCUAUGCUGCUACUACAAAUGUCAUUCAAGCUUUGAGUCAGCAUUUAGAUAAUUACUUGCUUCUGCAGCCAUUCUGCACCAAAGCCCAGUUUUUAAAUGGAAAAGCAAAACAAGAUAUGACGGAAAAGCUUGCUGAUCUCGUUACAGAAUUGCAUCAACGGAAGCCUCAUGCCAUAGAACAGAAAGUCCUGGUUGUCCUAUGGCACCUGUUAGGGAACCUGACAAACAGCGGAGCUGGAGGCAACAUCCGAACAGCCACGGCGAAAUUAUCAAAAGCACUUUUUGCACAGAUGGGUCCAAAUCUGUUAAGCCAGGCUGCUUCUCAGCCACCACAUAUCAAAAAGAGUUUAGAAGAAUUGCUUGACCUGACACCUUGAAAUGAAUUCCUCUAUUUUUACCAAUGUGAGACAAACUAAAAACUGUUUACAUGAGGUCAAACGGAACAAUUUUAAAGUUACAUCUUUCACUGUGCCUGCACUUUCAUUUAGAAAACUAACUAGAAUGGCUGCUUCGACAUUUAGAAUGGCACAUCUCUUAUAUUAGCACUCUUGAUACACACUGACACACCAAAUCAGUAUAAUAUUCGUGACUUCUCUCUCUUGUUUGAGACUGCAUGGAAUGAAUCAAACUUUAACAUUUUUAAAGAAAAUCCUGCUCAUUUGCACUCUUCUGUGGAAACUACAGUAUGUUCCCCUAUAUGUACAAUUAGAUAUGAAAUUUGUAAUUAAAAAUAUACUUUUUAUUAUGUAAUCAUGUUCUGACAUGUCUCAUUACUUAGCCUUAUUUAAUUAAUGAAAGUGGAAGGAAAUUAGUUGGAAUUCUACUGAGAACAGGGAUUUGUGUGCUACUUGUAAAGAAAAAAUGUAUUUUUGAAAUCAUCCUGCUAAUAUGAUUGGGCAGAAUUACCUUGCUGUUGCUGCUAUGUUGAUGUAAUAUAUUUGAUUAACUGUUUGGCAUAAUCAUUCAUCCAAUGUAAAUGGUCUAAAGGCUACAAUGAAAGAUGAUGACCGUAAUUUCUAAAUAAAUUUUAAAAAGAUUUUAAAGUAACAGAUUUAGGAGAAAAGUGUAGAAUAAUGACAUCCAUAUUUAUGUGUGAGAACAUUACAUUUUCCUCUGUCCAGCCAUUUGAAGAGGUGUUAUUUCUCCGCCCAGUUGUGUAAUUCUCAACAAUAAUAGUGCCAGGUCUUCUAUAGCUUUUCUCAGAGUCCUCCAGCUACAAGUACUGUAUGCAUUUUAAAAAAGGAAAAGGAAUGUUAUAAAAAAAAUAAAAGGAUUUAUUUCUGUA